AUGUCGAGGAUAGAAAUCUUGAAUUUGGCCGGGCUGCGGCACGACAACCGGCGGCCGUACGAGCUGCGCGCGUGCGCGUUCACGCUCGCCGCACACCCGCAAGCGGACGGGAGCGCGGGCGCCACGCAGGGCCUCACGCACGUCCAGGCGUCGGUGUAUGGCCCGCGGGAGCCGCGGCAGCGCAGCGGCGCCGCGCACGACCACGCCGUCGUGAGCGUCGAGGUGGGCGUUGCGCCGUGGGCGCAGGGCGCGUUUGGGCGGGGCAAGAGCCGAGGGGAUAAACGCCUUGUCGAGAUCGCCGCGGCCAUCCGCCAGACAUUCGAACCCGUGAUCCAGCUGCAGCUGUAUCCGCGCUCCGAGAUCGCGAUCCACGUACAGGUCCUCCAAGCUGAUGGCGGCAUCCUCCCGACGGCGAUCAACGCGGUGACGCUCGCGCUGAUCGACGCGGGCGUCGCGCUGCUCGACUACGUCGCGGCCGUGUCUGUGGGGCUGCACCUCAAACAGGCGUUGCUGGACCUGUCGGCGCCCGAGGAGAGCGACCUCCCCGCGCUCGUGGUUGCCAGCCUCCCGUCCAGCGGGAAGGUGACGCUCGCGCAGAUGGAGACGCGGUUGCAUGUCGACCGGUUCGAGGAUAUGCUGCGGCUCGGCGUGGAUGCGUGUGCGGUCAUCAAGGGCGAGAUGGAGAGGGUGGUCAAGGCGCAUACGCGUAGUGUUGUCGAGCGCAUGGGGGCGGCGACGGUCGUCGCGCAGCCGCAGGAUUAGUGUACGAUAUGCAGGUGUGCGAGAGAAGCCACGGCGUUCGUGAAGGGGUCGAGAAGGAGGGGUGACAGACUCUGAC
Molecule: messenger RNA, 838 nt
Organism: Cutaneotrichosporon oleaginosum
Lineage: Eukaryota; Fungi; Basidiomycota; Tremellomycetes; Trichosporonales; Trichosporonaceae
Biological process (GO): nuclear mRNA surveillance; poly(A)-dependent snoRNA 3'-end processing; rRNA catabolic process
Cellular component (GO): nucleolus; nuclear exosome (RNase complex); cytoplasmic exosome (RNase complex)
Source: RefSeq, a predicted model, not a curated record